CUUGGUAGAGUUGUAUAAGGCACAGGAGAGGUGGAGGCUGGAGAGAGCGGAGGGGAAAGUUGGGAACUCUAAAUUGCAAGUGUCUCUAACAGGAUGCUGCAGGCACAUUUCUUCAAUCCUAUGUCAAAGAUGCUGCUGCUUGUCUUGCUAAUGUCCAUUGUUCUGUACUGCGGUGGCGCUCAGCGUUCUGAGCCCAUGUUCACGGCUGUCACCAACACUGUUCUACUACCAGAUUAUGAAAAUAAUCCAACACAGCUGAAUUAUGGGGUGGCCAUCACUGAUGUGGACAACGAUGGGGACUUUGAAAUCGUAAUAGCUGGAUAUAAUGGACCAAAUCUUGUGUUGAAAUACAUCAAAGAAAAAGGUCGUCUAGAGAAUAUAGCAGUGGAUGAACGCAGCUCUCCAUAUUAUCCACUCCGGGAUCGCCAGGGCAAUGCCAUUGGGGUCACCGCGUGUGAUAUAGAUGGCGAUGGACGAGAGGAGAUUUAUUUUCUGAACACGAACAAUGCUUUUUCAGGUAUGGCAACAUACUCGGAUAAGCUGUUCAAGUUUCGAAAUGGACGCUGGGAAGACAUCCUCAGUGACGAGGUUAACAUGCGGCGAGGGGUUGUGAGCCGGUUUGCUGGGCGCUCGGUGGCUUGCAUCGACAGAAAGGGUACAGGAAGAUACUCCAUUUACAUUGCAAACUAUGCAGAUCGGAGAGUGGGCCCUCAUGCUUUGAUUGAACUUGAUGAGGCAGCGAGUGACUUGUCCAGGGGAGUCCUUGUCCUCUCCAAUGUGGCAGCUGAAGCAGGUGUCAAUAAGUAUACAGGUGGACGUGGAGUCACAGUUGGGCCAAUCCUGAGUUCGGCUGCCUCUGACAUUUUCUGCGACAAUGAGAAUGGGCCAAACUUUCUCUUUCAGAACAAAGGCGAUGGCACCUUUGCAGACGUAGCUGCCAGCACGGGGGUGGAUGACACCUAUCAGCAUGGUCGUGGUGUUGCAUUAGCAGACUUUAAUAGGGAUGGAAAGGUAGAUAUUGUGUAUGGAAACUGGAAUGGACCUCACCGCCUGUUCUUGCAGACGAGCACAAAUGGGAAAGUCCGUUUCCGGGAUAUUGCUUCUCAGAAAUUCUCGAUGCCUUCGCCAGUCCGCACAGUAAUCGCUGCUGACUUCGAUAAUGAUCAGGAGCUGGAAGUCUUUUUCAAUAAUAUAGCCUACAGGGGUUCUUCAGCAAACCGAAUGUUUAGGGUUGGGCGCCGGGAGCAUGCAGAUCCCUUUAUGGAGGAGCUCAAUCCUGGAGAUGCUUCUGAACCGGAUGGACGAGGAACUGGUGGAGCUGUUACUGAUUUUGAUGGUGACGGAAUGCUGGAUCUAAUCCUUUCUCAUGGAGAGUCAAUGGCACAACCAAUAUCAGUCUUCAAAGGUAAACAGGGCCUGAAAAACCAUUGGCUCAGAGUAAUACCUCGUACCAAAUUUGGUGCUUUUGCUCGGGGUGCAAAAGUAGUGCUGUACACAAAGAAGAGCGGAGCACAUCUGAGAAUAAUUGAUGGUGGAUCUGGUUACCUCUGUGAAAUGGAGCCAGUGGCUCACUUUGGUCUUGGAAAAGAUGAAGCUAGCAGCUUGGAGGUGACUUGGCCUGACGGCAAAAUUUUCACUCGGGGCAUCACUGAAGGGGAAAUCAAUACCGUCAUAGAAAUUGCGUACCCUGUGGAUGAAGACAGCGCCACUAAGCCAACGCUUAUUGAGUGCGGCCAAGGUUUCUCGCUGAAUGAAAAUGGACAUUGUGGAGACACAGAUGAGUGCUUGCAGUUCCCAUUUCUCUGCCCCAGAGAAAAGCCAGUCUGUAUAAACACAUAUGGGGGUUACAAGUGUCGUCCGAACAGAAGAUGUAACCGUGGUUUUGAGCCAAAUGAAGAUGGCACAGCUUGUGUCGCAGCUCAAGUGGCAUACUUUGGAUCUUACCCAUCUUCAGCCUACAGCUUUCAGCCAAACAUGUUGCACUGUUCAUCAGUACUGCUGAGCCUUGGACUAUUUUUGCAUAUAUACUCUCUCUGAACAAAAACAAAUCAUAUCGAGGCUUUCUAUGCUUGGUUCUCUCCACUUAUACAGUAUGUCAGUAAACUGUCAGCCAACCCACCCCGGCUCCGGGACAUAGGUGGCCCUGCUACAAAACAUGCCAGAAAGAACUCUGUCUAAAGGCUUAGAGUGAAUAGUGAUAUUUUCGUAAAAUCGAGUUGUUUGUUAAUAUGUCAUGCAUGUUUUUUGAGAAAACCGAAGAGAAAAACAAAAAACAGCCGAACAACCCUUGCUGAAGAACACUUUCACGUAUCCCCUGUAAAUUCAAGUUUUAUAUUCAAAUCUUGUUUCUUUUUUUAUUAUUUUGAAUAUGUUGCCCAAAAUUUCUUGGUUACCUCUUUUGCUGCAAGAGAUGCCAAUAGAGUGGCCCAUGGCAGGCCCAUCUUGGUGGGUGAAAAAAACAGCCAAUCCCUGGUGGCUCCAUGGAAAAGAGAACACCACCCACUAUGCUGGUUUGGCCUGCCCGGCCUGAUCUUUGUCUGCUCCAUGUCCUUAUAAAGGAAGAAGCCUUAUCUAAUUUUUUUAAUUCUAUGAAAAUGAAAUGUUAAAAGAGUUGAACUUUUUUGCAGUCUUCCAGUCAUCGGUCUGAAAAAUAUGUUAGAAAUAAAAUGUACAGUAAAUAUAUAGAAGACGUGCGUUUAAACUCUUUCUUUCUGGUGUUUCGCUAAUGCCCGUCAGUAUGAGAGGACAGGAUAUGACAUAUAAGAUGGGACUCUGGAGCUGAUUUAUGAAUUCUGCAAAAAAA
Nanorana parkeri is the source of this 2803-nucleotide messenger RNA. It is a transcript of the gene CRTAC1, whose product is annotated as cartilage acidic protein 1. The coding region runs from base 94 to 2037 and encodes 647 amino acids. Gene Ontology annotation, molecular function: calcium ion binding. The record is from RefSeq and is a predicted model, not a curated record. Gene Ontology annotation, biological process: axonal fasciculation. NCBI's taxonomy places the organism in Eukaryota, Metazoa, Chordata, Amphibia, Anura, Dicroglossidae. The transcript is spliced from 15 exons.